Molecule: messenger RNA, 1218 nt
Organism: Aegilops tauschii subsp. strangulata
Lineage: Eukaryota; Viridiplantae; Streptophyta; Magnoliopsida; Poales; Poaceae
Product: F-box/kelch-repeat protein At3g06240-like
Molecular function (GO): protein binding
Source: RefSeq, a predicted model, not a curated record
AUGGCUAAGCGGCGCAGAUGUGCCGAACUCCCCGAUCAUCUCAUCGAGGAAAUAUUCCUGCGGUUGCCAGCCAAGUCGGUGCUUGGGUGUCGCUGCCUCUCCCGCGCCUGGGCCGCCAAGCUCUCCUCGGAAAAUUUCAAAGACCGCCACCACUGCAUGGCCAACCUCCACGGCGGCCCCAGGAUCUUUGGCACGCAGCACUGGACAUACGCCACGGAGCCGAAGGUGCUAGCACCACUCACGAUCAUCCCGCGCGUCAUCCCGCUUGAUAGUUUCCCACGUCUUGGCACUGCGUUACCAUCAUCGGUUGAAGGAGAAGAAGAGGAUGAUGCACCACCCGGGCCCAUUGUCGCGCACCUCGUCACAGCGCAGUGUCGUGGCCUGGUCAUAGUGACAAUCAGGCCCACAAGAAAGACUUUUCUCCCUGACAUGUCCUAUGUUUGCAACCCGUCUACCGGCCAGAUGACAGCUUUGCCGGAGGGCCGGACAACGGGCUACCGAGGUUCUACCGAGUACAGGGAGAACUAUGAUGGCCUAGGGCUCGGCUACGACGUCCGCACCAAGAAACACAAGGUCGUGCGCAUCUACUACCGCGGAGGCGGCCUCAUGUCCGCUGGCUGUGAAGUCUACGUGAUAAACGGACCCAUGGGGUCGUGGCGGCCGAUCGGUGAGAAGCCCAUGGGUUCGAUAGACCAAUACGGUACGAGUGUCUUCGCGCAAGGGCAUGUGUACUGGGUGGCCUGUCGACACAGAGAGAUGUUCAUCAUGUCCUUCUUUCUCGCAACUGAGAAGUUUGGGACCAUAGAACCACCGUUGGACAUGGACAAGAAGCAGAUGUAUGAUUUGACGGAGCUUGGCGGACGACUUUGCCUUUUUACCUAUCAAUCUGGACAGCAUUGCAACAUCUGGCUGUUGAAUCAAUAUGGAUCAGCUGGAGCUUCAUGGCAACUGCAAUACCGAAUCAACGCAUCACCAGAAGUCAUGUUAUUCGGGGCCAGCCCGCUCGCCAUCAUCGACAACGGCCGCCGCAUACUCCUCACACAGCCUAGCUUCCCAGACCAAAUAUACGCAUACAACCCUGUCACUCAUGAUAUUGAGAACCUCCUCGACUGGAGCGGUUCAUCCAUCUCGAGUCCCACCUUGGGCAUAAGUUAUGUUGCUGUAUACGAGGAAAGCCUCGCCUCACCGGGGCGGCAGCCUUGCAAAGAAACAUCUUGA